CGGAAAGUUUGUUGGCGGCCGAGGCAGGGACUCCGGCGGGGGGGUGCGCGCCAGCCCCAGCGCCCCCAGCUCGCGCGGGAGUCUUGCUCGCCAUGGGCCGUCCCCAACUGCUCCUGCCCCUGUGUGCCUCUGUGUCUCUGCUGGGUGGCCUGACCUUUGGUUACGAACUGGCGGUCAUAUCAGGCGCCCUGCUGCCCCUGCAGCUUGACUUCGGGCUAUCCUGCUUGGAGCAGGAGCUCCUGGUGGGCAGCCUGCUCCUGGGGGCUCUCCUGGCCUCCCUGGUGGGGGGCGUCCUCAUCGACCACUAUGGCAGGAAACAAGCCAUCCUCGGCAGUAACACAGUGCUCCUGGCAGGGAGCCUGAGCCUGGGCCUGGCUGGGUCCCUGGCCUGGCUGGUCCUGGGCCGCCUGGUGGCUGGCUUUGCCAUCUCCCUCUCCUCCAUGGCCUGCUGUAUUUAUGUGGCGGAGCUGGUGGGGCCACGGCAGCGGGGAGUGCUGGUGUCCCUCUACGAGGCUGGCAUCACCCUGGGGAUCCUGCUGUCCUAUGCACUCAACUACGCCCUGGCUGGUGUCCCCGGGGGGUGGAGGCAUAUGUUCGGCUGGGCUGUGGCUCCUGCUCUGCUGCAGUCCCUCAGCCUCUCCUGUCUCCCUGCUGGUACCACUGAGGCUGCACCCUGCAGGGACCUUAUUCCUCUCCAGGGAGGUGAGGCCCCCAAGCUUGCGAGGCCGAGCUACUCCUUUCUGGACCUCUUCAGGGCCCGGGAUAACAUGCGAGGCCGGACCGUGGUGGGCCUGGGACUGGUGAUCUUCCAGCAGCUAACUGGGCAGCCCAACGUGCUAUGCUACGCCUCCACCGUCUUCCACUCGGUCGGCUUCCGUGGGGCCUCCUCCGCCGUGCUGGCUUCCGUGGGGCUCGGCGCCGUGAAGGUGGUGGCUACCCUGACGGCACUGGGGCUGGUGGACCGAGCGGGCCGCAGGGCGCUGUUACUGGCUGGCUGUGCCCUCAUGGCCCUGUCGGUCAGUGGCAUCGGCCUCGUGAGCUUGGCCGUGCCCAUGGACUCCGGCCCAGGCUGCCUGGCCGCGCCCAACGCCAGCGGGCCGUCUGGCCUCCCCGGAGACUCGAGCCUGCCCCAGAGGCCUGUCCCUCCACACCCCCCACCAACGACCCGCCAGAACCCAGGGGAGCCAGGCUUGCCAGCCUCUAAGAAAAUCAAGACCCCCACAGCCUCUCUGUGGCCUGCCUUGGGCACCGCUACCCCCACGUCCCCCUCCGGCCCGGAGCGCGCCGCACUGCACUGGGCCGCGCUGGUCUGCAUGAUGGUCUUCGUGAGCGCCUUCUCCUUCGGGUUUGGACCAGUGACCUGGCUCGUCCUCAGCGAGAUCUAUCCCGUGGAGAUCCGAGGCAGAGCCUUCGCCUUCUGCAACAGCUUCAACUGGGCGACCAAUCUCCUUGUCAGCCUCUCCUUCCUCGACCUCAUCGGCGCCAUCGGCUUAUCCAGGACCUUCCUGCUCUACGGGCUGACCGCUGUCCUUGGCCUGGGUUUCAUCUAUGCAUUUGUCCCUGAAACAAAAGGCCAGUCCUUGGCAGAGAUAGACCAGCAGUUCCAGAAGAGAAGGUUCGCCCUGAGCUUUGGCUCCAGGCGGAACUCCGCCCGCAUUCCGUACACCCGCAUUGAGGCCUCUGCAGCCUCUUGAAGAGCCUAUCUGCCUGGAAGAUGCUGGAACCAUGGCUUUAGCAGAGAGUCUCCAGCUUCCUGCUUGCCUGGCCCCUGGAGCACGAGUUCUCAGAGGUCCUGUAAGUCAUCCCUGCUCCAGAGAAGGUCUUUGGGCCCAGGUGAAAGAGGAGAAAGUUUGAGAACCCAAAUGUCUUCCUUUUGACUCUCAGGCUCUGAGGGGUCCUGAGGAUCUGCCUUCUUGCCUCAGUGUCCCUGAGUCUCUGCACAUCCCUGCAGUACUUAUAAUGACAACAUCUCAUGGAGGCUGUUGCUUUCUCAAAGAACUUCUAAGAUCCCAGCCCUGGAAGGAAGUCUCCUCUGGCCUCACCCCCAAAUCCAGAUGAGGAGGCUAUAUUCUCUGCUCUGUUUUCCCAUCUGGCUGGGACUUUCUGGUGAGAGGAAGCCUGCUUUUGUCAUUCACCAGCAACUCAGACUGGUGGAGGGAGAAGAUGCGUGAGUUCCAACCUUUCUUCUCUGGUGUCCUAGUUGUAUGACCAUAGG
Messenger RNA from Lontra canadensis (Northern American river otter), 2215 nucleotides. It is a transcript of the gene SLC2A10, whose product is annotated as solute carrier family 2 member 10. Gene Ontology annotation, biological process: transmembrane transport. The record is from RefSeq and is a predicted model, not a curated record. The transcript is spliced from 5 exons. NCBI's taxonomy places the organism in Eukaryota, Metazoa, Chordata, Mammalia, Carnivora, Mustelidae. Bases 93 to 1694 code for a protein of 533 amino acids. Gene Ontology annotation, molecular function: transmembrane transporter activity. Gene Ontology annotation, cellular component: membrane.